CCGCCCACACCAGAAUUUCAGCUCCAACAUUCCCGACUCCACGCCCAUCGCCAUCACCAACUUCAGAGGUAUGUACGUAUCACCCUCGCACCCGAGUGCCCUCAGGUAGCCAUGGAGAGCAAUCGCCUGCUUGUCUGUCUCCGCGCGGACUUGCAGUCGAUACGCGCCUCUAUCACGACAUGAGCUGAAGAACCCUUUCGGGCUCGACCCGGGGGCACUCUCAAGCUCAGGCUUCUGAUGGCUAAUUCCAAUCGUGGUACAGACACCUCAAUCCGCAUCUUGCCGUUUGAGCUCUCGAUCCGCAAUCAUGGUCAAGACUUCCGUUCUCAACGAUGCGCUAAAUGCCAUCAACAACGCCGAGAAGACUGGAAAGCGCCAGGUCCUCAUCCGACCCAGCUCCAAGGUCAUCAUCAAGUUCCUCACGGUGAUGCAAAAGCACGGCUACAUCUCCGACUUCGAGGAAGUCGAUGACCACCGCAACGGCAAGAUCGUCAUCUCGCUCAACGGCAGGAUCAACAAGACCGGUGUCAUCAGCCCCCGAUACAACGUCCAGCUCCGCGAUCUCGAAAAGUGGAUCGUCAAGCUGCUGCCAUCCCGUCAAUUCGGAUGCAUCAUCCUCACCACCUCCGCCGGCAUCAUGGACCACGAAGAGGCCAGGAGGAAGCAUGUGUCUGGAAAGAUUCUUGGUUUCUUCUACUAG
Messenger RNA from Mytilinidion resinicola, 700 nucleotides. Its product is annotated as ribosomal protein S8. Gene Ontology annotation, cellular component: ribosome; cytosolic small ribosomal subunit. Gene Ontology annotation, molecular function: structural constituent of ribosome. The transcript has 3 exons. The record is from RefSeq and is a predicted model, not a curated record. Bases 308 to 700 code for a protein of 130 amino acids. Gene Ontology annotation, biological process: translation. Lineage: Eukaryota; Fungi; Ascomycota; Dothideomycetes; Mytilinidiales; Mytilinidiaceae.